Molecule: messenger RNA, 661 nt
Organism: Owenia fusiformis
Lineage: Eukaryota; Metazoa; Annelida; Polychaeta; Sabellida; Oweniidae
Source: the annotation of a GenBank genome assembly
AUGCAGCCAAUGUUUCGGUCUUUCCUACCGCCGCCAUAUUGCAAGAUGUUUUCGGUGAGCGCGAAAAUAUUGAAGCCAGGAGGCGAAAAGCCUGAUGAAUUUGAGUCAUCCAUUUCCCAGGCUCUCCUUGAUCUGGAGAUGAACAGUGAUCUCAAGGCACAACUUAGAGAACUCAACAUCACUGGAGCUAAGGAGAUUGAUGUCCAGGGCAAGAAGGCAAUCAUUAUAUUUGUCCCAGUGCCCCAGCUUCGUCUCUACCAGAAGAUCCAGACCAGACUCGUAAGAGAACUCGAAAAGAAGUUUAGCGGCAAACAUGUAGUUUUUAUUGCACAGAGGCGUAUCCUGCCCAAGCCCACUAGAAAAACCAAGUCUAAGAGCAAACAAAAGAGACCAAGAAGCCGCACCCUGACUGCAGUGCACGACGCUAUCUUGGAGGACUUGUGUUACCCAGCUGAACUUGUGGGUAAGAGAAUCCGUAUCAAGCUUGACGGCAGCAGAACCAUCAAGGCUCAUCUAGACAAAACACAACAGACCAAUAUUGAACAUAAGGUCGACACAUUUACAGCAGUAUACAAGAAGCUGACUGGAAAAGAUGUUGUGUUCGAAUUUCCUGAGAAUUUAUUGUAAACAAAGACAGUCAAUAAAUAAAUAUGUGAAAAGA